UCUUUUACGGGAAAGUUAUAAACCUGGAAAAUUUCAAAAUCUAAGAUCUAAAAUAGAUCUAGACUUCUAGAUCUAUUUCCUAAAAUAUUAAAACACUUAAAUCUAGAUCUAAUACUUAGCCUAGUCUAAAAUUAAUUAUGGAUAAUCUGUUUUAUACACUGAAAGAACUUCAGAAGGAAAAAAAUUGUCUUGAACAAAAACUUCAUGUACAAAAAUUAAAUCGACAUACACUUGAGCAAGAGCUUGAAAAGGCCUCAGAAAAGUAUUCUCGGAUGCAGGAAAAGCAUUUUAAACUUGCAGAAACAUUGGCUGUUGCCCAACAAAAAGUGAAUCAAACACAAGGUUUGUCAGUGGGUUUGCAAGAUGAAAUCAAUAGAUACAGACCUAAGCUUGAACAUCUUCAAUUGUCUAUAGAAAAUGAGAAACAGCUGCAGCAGAAACUUAUGGAAAAUUUUGAAACCUCAUUGGAUGAAAUAGCUGGACAACUCUUUGAGGCUAAAAGAUUUUAUAAUAAAGCAACUCUAACCAGUGAAAUAAAUAAAGCAGAAUUGGAGCAAGGAGAACUAGAAACUAAAGAUGCAGAUGGACACAAAAGAAUUCACAUUUUGAAACAAAAUCUGAACAAAAUCCAACUAGAAAAAGAAUCUCAACAGCUGUCUCAUUAUGGAGUUGAGGAGACAUUAAAUUUGUGUUUAAGAGCACUGGAGAGGGACAGAAUAAAUAUGGUAUCUUUUCUUGAAAAGGUCAAGGCAGACCAAAGAGAGAUGCAUAACAUUCUAUGUAAUGCUCAGCUAAGUGACCAUGAGAAAUAGGAUUUAAAAAUUAAACUUGUUAAUGCAAUCAUGUUGUAAAUAUUAAAUUUAUCAUU
Messenger RNA from Physella acuta, 868 nucleotides. RefSeq lists its product as uncharacterized. NCBI's taxonomy places the organism in Eukaryota, Metazoa, Mollusca, Gastropoda, Physidae. The record is from RefSeq and is a predicted model, not a curated record.